ACUUUCCAGCUGCUUCCAGGCGUCCGCCAUUGACUCAGGCGCCCCGGGAGCGUUUGGAGGCCUGGAAAAGGGGCUUCCGGAGACUCGAGAACUUUGCGGACCCUCGCCGGGCUCCGCACCUGAGCUCGCGGGCCUCCAGCACGCGUGCGCGGCAUCGCGAGACCCCCCCACGCCCCGCAAACGGCUGGCGGCUUCGACGCGUCGCCCGCGCAUCCCGGCCAUGGCGCAGCUGUGUGGGCCGCGGCGGGGCCGCGCGCUCCUGGUCCUGCUGGCAUCGCUGCUCCUCUUCCGGGCCGAGGCGACCGACGCAGAACCAAGCAUCCACGACUUCUGCCUAGUCUCAAAGGUGGUGGGGAAAUGCCGGGCCUCCAUUCCCAGGUGGUGGUACAAUGCCACCGACCGGUCCUGCCAUCCGUUUGUGUAUGGAGGCUGUGAAGGAAAUUACAAUAAUUACCUGAGCGAGGAGUCGUGUCUUCAGAAGUGUGCUGGUGUCACAGAGAAUGCUGUCGAUGAUCUGGGCUCCAGCAGGGAAGGAGCAGAUUCUUCUGUCCCAAGUGUUCCCAGAAGGCAGGAUUCUGAUGACCUCUUCAGCGAUGUCUUCAACUAUGAAGAAUACUGCACUGCCCAGGCUGUCACUGGGCCUUGCCGUGCGGCCUUCCCCCGCUGGUACUUUAAUGCUGAGAAGAACUCCUGUGAUAGGUUCAUCUAUGGUGGGUGCCGGGGCAACAAGAACAGCUACCUCUCCCAGGAGAUGUGCAUGCAGCACUGCUCUGGCAAGCAGAUGUAUCCUGCCUUGUCCCCUGGCACCAAAGCGGUGGUCCUGGUUGGGUUGUUCGUGAUGGUCCUGAUCCUUCUCCUGGGAGCCUCUGUGGUGUUCCUGAUCCGGAUGGCAUGGAGGAAGCAGGAGCGUGCCCUCCGCACUGUCUGGACCUCUGCAGAUGACAAGGAGCAUCUGGUGAAGAACACAUACGUCCUGUGAAGGCCUUGGCACCAGGAGACCAGGGGAGGGAGGGAAGAACGUGUGCUUUUUAAAAAUAAGAGUGUUUGCUUGUAUCUGUGAGAUUAUUAGGGCUUUAGGUCUGUGUGACACAGGCAGGGUAGGAGGUUGGCACUUGCUGGUUCUGGCUGGGUUUGCUCUGGAAACCUGAGUGGUGCCUCCUUUGUUUCUUUCUGUCCUCCAGGAAUAGUCUCCCUGGCUCGUAUGGAAUCCCAUUGCCUCCUUUCUCCUCACAGCACUCACUUAAUGAUUUCCUUUGUUUGAUUGAUUCAUGCUUUUUUUUUUAAGUGGAAACAAGGUUUUUUAUUACGAUUCUAAAAAGGAAGAAAGCUACAAGUUUAAUAAAA
This is a messenger RNA of Castor canadensis (American beaver), 1344 nucleotides long. RefSeq names its product serine peptidase inhibitor, Kunitz type 2 (gene Spint2). Lineage: Eukaryota; Metazoa; Chordata; Mammalia; Rodentia; Castoridae. Gene Ontology annotation, molecular function: serine-type endopeptidase inhibitor activity. The record is from RefSeq and is a predicted model, not a curated record.